AUGGGUGCAUCGAUAGAGGAAUAUGAAAGAGUCGCUCCUCCAUACUCGUUCAUUCACGUUGAUCAAUUCGAAUCACCAGCUAAACUGGCAGACUAUUUGAAGUAUUUGGACAAGAACGAUACUGCAUAUAAUGAAUAUUUUGCAUGGCAUGGUCAUGGAAUCAUACAUGAUUACGAUGCCCAACCUCAAUGUGCAAUGUGUCUGCUAGCUCAUACAUCUCAUUCAUUUGGUCCCUAUUGGGUUCCGCGUGUGGCACGAUGGUGGAAUGAUGGAUGUAAUGGUCGGAAAUUGCGUUGGAAUCCAUGA
Messenger RNA from Schistosoma intercalatum, 306 nucleotides. The record is from the annotation of a GenBank genome assembly. NCBI's taxonomy places the organism in Eukaryota, Metazoa, Platyhelminthes, Trematoda, Strigeidida, Schistosomatidae.